AAGGCGCGGAGCCGGGCGCGCCGAACAAUAGACGCGGGCGGCCGGCGCGGGAGCGGCAGCGGGCGGCCAGCGCCCCGGAGCGCCCAUGGGGCGGCGCGUCCCGGCCUGAGGGGGCCGCGCCCCGCCCGCCGCCCCCGACCCCGCGGCCACCGCAGUCAUGAACCCCCCGGAGGGGGCCGCGGACGAGGGAGGAGCCGCCGACUCGGACGUGGACGCCUUUUUCCGCACAGGAUCUUUUCGGAAUGAUGGUUUGAAAGCUUCUGAUGUCCUUCCCAUCUUAAAGGAAAAAGUGGCCUUCGUGUCUGGGGGCCGUGAUAAGCGAGGUGGACCCAUCCUGACCUUCCCUGCCCGAAGCAAUCAUGACAGAAUACGACAGGAAGACCUACGGAAACUUGUGACCUAUUUGGCCAGCGUGCCAAGUGAGGACGUGUGCAAACGUGGCUUCACUGUCAUCAUCGACAUGCGGGGCUCCAAGUGGGACCUCAUUAAGCCCCUCCUUAAGACGCUGCAGGAAGCCUUUCCAGCUGAGAUCCAUGUGGCCCUCAUCAUCAAACCUGACAACUUCUGGCAGAAGCAGAAGACCAAUUUUGGCAGCUCUAAAUUCAUCUUUGAGACGAGCAUGGUGUCUGUGGAGGGCCUCACCAAGCUGGUGGACCCCUCCCAGCUGACAGAGGAGUUUGAUGGCUCGCUGGACUACAACCACGAGGAGUGGAUUGAGCUGCGCCUCUCGCUGGAGGAGUUCUUCAAUAGCGCUGUGCACCUGCUCUCGCGCCUUGAGGACCUCCAGGAGAUGCUGGCCCGGAAGGAAUUCCCUGUAGAUGUGGAGGGCUCUCGGCGGCUCAUUGAUGAGCACACGCAGCUCAAGAAGAAGGUGCUGAAGGCCCCUGUGGAGGAGCUGGACCGGGAGGGGCAGCGGCUGCUGCAGUGCAUUCGCUGCAGCGACGGCUUCUCAGGGCGCAACUGCAUCCCAGGCAGCGCAGACUUCCAGAGCCUGGUGCCCAAGAUCACGAGCCUGCUGGACAAGCUGCACUCCACCCGGCAGCACCUGCACCAGAUGUGGCACGUGCGCAAGCUCAAGCUAGACCAGUGCUUCCAGCUGCGGCUCUUCGAACAGGAUGCAGAGAAGAUGUUCGACUGGAUAAGCCACAACAAGGAGUUAUUUCUCCAGAGCCAUACAGAGAUUGGAGUCAGCUACCAGCAUGCCCUAGACCUCCAGACGCAACACAAUCACUUUGCCAUGAACUCUAUGAAUGCCUAUGUCAACAUCAAUCGCAUCCUGUCUGUGGCUUCCCGCCUCUCUGAAGCUGGCCAUUAUGCCUCACAGCAAAUCAAGCAGAUUUCCACGCAGCUGGACCAGGAGUGGAAGAGCUUUGCAGCUGCUCUUGACGAGCGCAGCACCAUUCUGGCCAUGUCUGCAGUGUUCCACCAGAAGGCUGAGCAGUUCUUGUCAGGGGUAGAUGCCUGGUGCAAGAUGUGCAGUGAAGGAGGCCUGCCUUCUGAGAUGCAAGACCUCGAGCUGGCCAUCCACCAUCACCAGUCCUUGUAUGAGCAGGUGACCCAGGCUUACACAGAGGUGAGCCAGGAUGGCAAAGCCUUGCUGGAUGUGCUGCAGCGUCCCCUGAGUCCCGGGAACUCAGAGUCCCUCACAGCCACAGCAAACUACUCCAAGGCAGUUCAUCAGGUGCUAGACGUGGUGCAUGAGGUACUGCACCACCAGCGGCGUCUCGAGAGCAUCUGGCAGCAUCGAAAGGUGCGGCUGCACCAGCGGCUGCAGCUCUGUGUCUUCCAGCAAGAUGUCCAGCAGGUGUUGGACUGGAUUGAAAACCAUGGUGAGGCCUUUCUCAGCAAACACACAGGGGUUGGCAAGUCCCUACAUCGAGCUCGGGCCCUGCAGAAGAGACAUGAUGACUUUGAAGAGGUGGCUCAGAACACAUACACCAAUGCAGACAAGCUCCUAGAGGCGGCGGAGCAGCUGGCGCAGACCGGGGAGUGCGACCCCGAGGAGAUCUACAAGGCGGCCCGGCACCUGGAGGUGCGCAUCCAGGACUUCGUGCGCAGAGUGGAGCAGCGGAAGCUCCUCCUGGACAUGUCCGUCUCCUUCCACACGCACACCAAAGAGUUGUGGACAUGGAUGGAAGAUCUUCAGAAAGAGAUGCUAGAGGAUGUCUGUGCAGACUCGGUAGAUGCAGUGCAGGAACUGAUCAAGCAGUUCCAGCAGCAGCAAACUGCCACCCUGGAUGCCACACUCAAUGUCAUCAAGGAAGGCGAAGACCUUAUCCAGCAGCUCAGGUCAGCGCCUCCCUCCCUGGGGGAGCCCAGCGAGGCCAGGGACUCAGCUGUAUCCAACAACAAGACGCCCCACACUAGCUCCAUCAGCCAUAUAGAGUCAGUCCUGCAGCAGCUCGAUGACGCCCAGGUGCAGAUGGAGGAGCUAUUCCAUGAGCGGAAAAUCAAGCUGGAUAUCUUCCUACAGCUGCGCAUCUUUGAGCAGUAUACCAUAGAGGUGACAGCAGAGCUUGAUGCCUGGAAUGAAGACCUGCUUCGACAGAUGAAUGACUUCAACACAGAGGACCUGACGCUGGCGGAGCAGCGGCUGCAGCGGCACACAGAGCGGAAGCUAGCCAUGAACAACAUGACAUUCGAGGUGAUCCAGCAAGGCCAGGACCUGCACCAGUACAUUAUGGAGGUGCAGGCCUCAGGAAUUGAGUUAAUAUGUGAGAAAGACAUUGAUCUGGCAGCCCAGGUACAAGAGCUAUUGGAGUUCCUCCAUGAGAAGCAGCAUGAAUUGGAACUCAAUGCAGAGCAGACCCAUAAGCGACUUGAGCAGUGCCUCCAACUGCGGCACCUCCAGGCUGAGGUCAAACAGGUCCUGGGAUGGAUCCGCAAUGGGGAGUCGAUGCUCAGUGCCAGCCUGGUCAACGCCAGCUCUUUGUCUGAGGCAGAGCAGCUGCAGCGGGAGCAUGAGCAGUUCCAACUGGCCAUCGAGUCCCUCUUUCAUGCCACUUCCUUGCAGAAGACGCACCAGAGCGCCCUGCAGGUACAGCAGAAAGCUGAGGCGCUUCUUCAGGCCGGACACUAUGAUGCUGAUGCCAUUCGGGAAUGUGCUGAGAAGGUGGCCCUGCACUGGCAGCAGCUCAUGCUCAAGAUGGAAGACAGGCUCAAGCUGGUCAACGCGUCCGUGGCAUUCUACAAGACUUCUGAACAGGUCUGUAGUGUGCUGGAGAGCUUAGAGCAAGAGUACCGGAGAGAUGAAGACUGGUGCGGUGGGCGAGAUAAAUUGGGACCCGCAGCAGAGAUUGACCACGUCAUUCCACUCAUCAGUAAACAUCUGGAACAAAAGGAAGCCUUUCUUAAGGCUUGCACACUGGCACGGCGGAACGCCGAAGUGUUUCUCAAGUACAUCCACAGGAACAACGUCAGCAUGCCCAGCGCCGCCAGCCACACCCGCGGGCCCGAGCAGCAGGUGAAAGCCAUCUUGAGUGAGCUCCUACAGAGGGAGAAUCGAGUCCUGCAUUUCUGGACCCUGAAGAAGCGACGGUUAGACCAGUGCCAGCAAUACGUGGUAUUUGAGCGCAGCGCUAAACAGGCACUGGACUGGAUCCAAGAAACAGGUGAAUUUUACCUUUCAACUCAUACCUCCACUGGAGAGACCACGGAGGAGACUCAGGAGCUGCUGAAAGAAUAUGGGGAGUUCAGGGUCCCUGCCAAGCAAACAAAGGAGAAGGUGAAGCUCUUGAUUCAGCUGGCAGACAGCUUUGUGGAGAAGGGACAUAUUCACGCCACAGAGAUCAGGAAAUGGGUGACCACUGUGGACAAGCAUUACAGAGACUUCUCCUUGAGGAUGGGGAAGUACCGGUAUUCCCUGGAGAAAGCCCUGGGAGUCAGCACAGAGGACAACAAGGACCUGGAGCUGGACAUCAUCCCAGCAAGCCUUUCGGAUAGGGAGGUCAAGCUGCGGGAUGCCAACCACGAAGUUAACGAAGAGAAGCGGAAGUCUGCCCGCAAGAAAGAAUUCAUUAUGGCUGAACUGCUCCAGACAGAAAAGGCUUAUGUAAGAGAUUUGCAUGAGUGCUUAGAGACCUACCUGUGGGAAAUGACCAGUGGUGUGGAAGAGAUUCCCCCUGGGAUCCUAAAUAAAGAACAUAUCAUCUUUGGCAACAUCCAGGAGAUCUACGAUUUCCAUAACAACAUCUUCCUCAAGGAGCUGGAGAAGUAUGAGCAGCUUCCUGAGGAUGUGGGACACUGCUUUGUUACCUGGGCGGACAAAUUUCAGAUGUAUGUGACCUACUGUAAAAACAAGCCUGAUUCCAACCAGCUGAUCCUGGAGCAUGCAGGCACUUUCUUUGACGAGAUCCAGCAGCGGCAUGGCCUGGCCAACUCCAUCUCUUCCUACCUAAUUAAACCUGUUCAGAGGAUCACCAAGUAUCAGCUGCUCCUGAAGGAACUUUUAACUUGCUGUGAAGAAGGGAAAGGGGAGCUCAAGGAUGGCCUGGAGGUGAUGCUCAGUGUCCCAAAGAAAGCCAAUGACGCCAUGCAUGUCAGCAUGCUGGAAGGGUUUGAUGAGAACCUGGACGUGCAGGGGGAGCUGAUUCUCCAGGAUGCCUUUCAAGUGUGGGACCCAAAAUCGCUCAUCCGAAAGGGGCGAGAGCGGCAUCUGUUCCUCUUUGAGAUCUCCUUGGUCUUUAGCAAGGAGAUCAAAGACUCUUCAGGACACACGAAAUAUGUUUACAAGAACAAGCUACUGACCUCAGAGCUGGGUGUGACCGAGCACGUAGAGGGCGAUCCCUGCAAAUUCGCCUUGUGGUCUGGGCGCACCCCAUCCUCAGACAAUAAGACAGUGCUGAAAGCCUCCAACAUAGAAACUAAGCAGGAGUGGAUCAAAAAUAUACGGGAGGUGAUUCAAGAAAGGAUAAUUCACCUGAAAGGAGCUUUAAAGGAGCCAAUUCAGCUCCCCAAAACACCAGCCAAACAGAGGAACAAUAGUAAGAGGGAUGGAGUAGAGGAGAUUGACAGCCAGGGGGAUGGGAGCAGCCAGCCUGACACCAUUUCCAUUGCCUCUAGGACCUCUCAGAACACAGUGGACAGUGACAAGGUCACGAAAGCAGGACACUACCAGCUUUCCAGAAGUCCCCUGUGUGCCCCUCCCUGGUCACAACCCUGUCCUUCUCCCCUAAAGCUGUCCGGAGGAUGCGAGCUGACCGUGGUGCUGCAGGACUUCAGCGCAGUGCACAGCAGCGAGCUGAGCGUCCAGGUGGGCCAGACCGUGGAGCUGCUGGAGCGGGCCAGUGAGCGGCCGGGCUGGUGCCUGGUCCGCACCACGGAGCGGAGCCCCCUGCAGGAAGGCCUGGUGCCCAGCAGCGCCCUGUGCGUCUCCCACUCUCGGAGCAGCGUGGAGAUGGACUGCUUCUUCCCCUUGGUGAAAGAUGCAUAUUCCCAUUCCUCGAGUGAAAAUGGAGGCAAGUCUGAGUCAGUGGCCAACCUGCAGGCUCAGUCCUCCCUGAACUCCAUUCACAGCUCUCCCGGGCCCAAGCGUUCCACCAACACCCUGAAGAAAUGGCUGACGAGUCCCGUGCGCCGCCUCAACAGUGGGAAAGCGGAUGGAAACAUCAAGAAGCAGAAGAAAGUACGGGAUGGCAGGAAGAGCUUCGACCUGGGAUCCCCCAAACCUGGGGAUGAAACCACCCCCCAGGGAGACAGCGCUGAUGAGAAGAGCAAGAAAGGUUGGGGUGAAGAUGAGCCAGAUGAAGAGUCACACACACCUCUCCCUCCACCUAUGAAGAUCUUCGACAACGACCCCACCCAGGACGAGAUGUCCUCCUCUUUGCUAGCAGCUCGGCAGGCUUCCGCCGAAGUACCUACUGCCGCAGACCUUGUCAGUGCAAUAGAACAGUUGGUCAAAAGCAAACUGAGUCUGGAAGGAGGCUCCUACCGAGGGAGCUUGAAAGACCCCACAGGCUGCCUGAAUGAGGGAAUGAGCCCUCCCACACCUCCUAGAAACCUGGAAGAAGAACAGAAAGCCAAGGCCCUGAGAGGCAGGAUGUUUGUCCUGAAUGAGCUGGUACAGACAGAGAAAGACUAUGUCAAGGAUCUGGGGAUUGUGGUGGAGGGCUUCAUGAAGAGAAUAGAGGAGAAGGGGGUUCCCGAAGACAUGCGGGGGAAGGAUAAGAUCGUGUUUGGGAACAUCCAUCAGAUCUAUGACUGGCACAAGGACUUUUUCCUGGCUGAACUGGAGAAGUGCAUCCAGGAGCAAGACAGAUUGGCCCAGCUCUUCAUCAGACACGAGCGGAAGCUGCACAUCUAUGUGUGGUACUGCCAGAACAAGCCACGUUCUGAGUACAUCGUGGCUGAGUAUGACACCUACUUUGAAGAAGUCAAGCAGGAAAUCAACCAAAGGCUCACACUGAGCGACUUCCUCAUCAAACCCAUUCAGAGAAUAACAAAGUACCAGUUGCUCCUCAAGGACUUCCUGAGAUACAGUGAGAAGGCCGGUUUGGAGUGCUCAGAGAUUGAGAAAGCAGUGGAGUUAAUGUGCCUUGUUCCCAAACGCUGCAAUGACAUGAUGAAUCUGGGGCGCCUGCAGGGCUUUGAGGGCACCCUGACUGCGCAGGGCAAGCUGCUGCAGCAGGACACAUUCUAUGUGAUCGAGCUGGAUGCAGGCGUGCAGUCUCGGACCAAGGAGAGGCGUGUGUUCCUCUUUGAGCAAAUCGUGAUCUUCAGUGAACUGCUCAGGAAGGGGUCUCUCACCCCUGGCUACAUGUUCAAGAGGAGCAUCAAGAUGAAUUACUUGGUCCUGGAGGAGAACGUGGACAAUGAUCCCUGCAAGUUUGCACUCAUGAACCGGGAAACUUCAGAGCGGGUCAUCCUGCAGGCCGCCAACGCCGACAUCCAGCAGGCCUGGGUGCAGGACAUCAGCCAAGUCUUAGAAACACAGCGAGACUUCUUAAAUGCACUUCAGUCACCCAUUGAGUAUCAGCGGAAAGAACGGAGUACAGCUGUGAUGAGGGCACAGCCUGCAAGGGUACCUCAAGCCAGCCCCCGGCCAUACUCCUCUGUCCCCAUGGGCUCUGAGAAGCCCCCAAAGGGCCCCAGCUACAACCCGCCUCUGCCACCUCUGAAGAUAUCUACCUCCAAUGGCAGUCCAGGGUUUGACUACCACCAGCCUGGGGACAAGUUUGAAGUCAGCAAGAGUGACCUGGGCAGCUGCAGCGGGACCUCGUCCAUGGCCGUGAUCAAAGAUUACUACGCACUGAAGGAGAAUGAAAUCUGUGUGAACCAAGGGGAGGUGGUCCAGGUCCUCGCCGUCAACCAGCAGAACAUGUUCCUGGUGUACCAGCCAGCCAGCGACCACUCCCCUGCCGCUGAGGGCUGGGUCCCAGGCAGCAUCCUGGCACCCCUCACCAAAGCCACAGCAGCCACAGAAAAUAGUGACAGCAGUAUCAAGAAGUCAUGUUCAUGGCAUACUCUACGCAUGAGAAAGCGGGCGGAAGUGGAGAGCACGGGUAAAAAUGAAGCCACAGGGCCUCGUAAACCCAAGGAUAUUCUGGGCAACAAAGUCUCUGUUAAAGUGAGUAAGGAGACGAACAGUUCCGAGGAGUCAGAGUGCGAUGAUCUUGACCCUAAUACUAGCAUGGAGAUCUUAAAUCCCAAUUUCAUCCAAGAAGUGGCUCCAGAGUUCCUUGUGCCCUUGGUGGAUGUGACCUGCUUGCUUGGGGACACAGUGACGCUGCAGUGCAAAGUGUGUGGGCGCCCAAAGCCCACCAUCACCUGGAAGGGCCCUGACCAGAACCUCCUUGACACUGACAACAGCUCAGCCACCUACACCGCCUCCUCCUGUGAUUCUGGGGAGAUCACCCUGAAGAUCUGUAAUCUGAUGCCCCAAGAUAGCGGGAUUUAUACCUGCAUCGCAGCUAAUGACCAUGGGACUGCGUCGACUUCAGCCACAGUGAAGGUGCAAGGUGUACCGGCCGCCCCCAACCGGCCCAUCGCCCAGGAGAGAAGUUGCUCGUCUGUGAUCCUGCGCUGGCUGCCACCGUCCAGCACAGGCAACUGCACCAUCUCGGGCUACACCGUGGAGUACAGGGAGGAAGGUUCCCAGGCCUGGCAGCAGUCAGUGGCUUCAACCUUGGACACUUACCUUGUCAUUGAAGACCUCAGUCCCGGGAGUCCUUAUCAGUUCCGGGUCAGUGCCAGUAACCCCUGGGGAAUCAGCCUACCCAGCGAGCCCUCAGAGUUUGUGCGGCUUCCAGAGUAUGAUGCUGCUGCUGAUGGUGCCACCAUUUCUUGGAAGGAUAAUUUUGACUCAGCUUAUACGGAACUGAAUGAAAUUGGAAGAGGCCGCUUCUCCAUCGUGAAGAAGUGCGUGCACAAAGCCACACGCAAGGACGUGGCAGUGAAAUUCAUCAGCAAGAAAAUGAAGAAGAAGGAGCAGGCUGCCCACGAGGCAGCACUCCUACAGCACCUGCAGCACCCCCAGUACAUCACUCUCCAUGACACCUACGAGUCCCCCACAUCCUACAUCCUCAUCCUGGAGCUGAUGGAUGAUGGCCGGCUCUUAGACUAUCUAAUGAAUCAUGAUGAGCUAAUGGAGGAAAAAGUCGCUUUCUAUAUCCGAGACCUCAUGGAAGCAUUGCAGUACCUUCACAACUGCAGGGUUGCUCACCUGGACAUAAAGCCGGAGAAUCUGCUCAUUGACCUCCGGAUCCCGGUGCCACGGGUGAAGCUCAUCGACUUGGAGGAUGCAGUCCAGAUCUCAGGUCACUUCCACAUCCACCACCUGCUGGGGAACCCCGAGUUUGCCGCCCCCGAAGUGAUCCAAGGCAUCCCAGUUUCCCUGGGCACGGACAUCUGGAGCAUCGGGGUCCUGACAUACGUCAUGCUGAGUGGGGUCUCCCCAUUCCUGGAUGAAAGCAAAGAGGAGACAUGCCUCAACGUUUGCCGGGUGGACUUCAGUUUCCCCCACGAGUACUUCUGUGGCGUGAGCAACGCGGCCAGGGACUUCAUCAACGUCAUCCUGCAGGAAGACUUCCGCCGGCGGCCCACGGCCUCCACCUGCCUGCAGCAUCCCUGGCUGCAGCCGCACAGCGGCAGCUACUCCAAGAUCCCCCUGGACACCUCCCGCCUGGCAUGCUUUAUUGAGCGCCGCCGGCACCAGAACGACGUGCGGCCUGUCCCCAACGUCAAGAGUUACAUCAUCAACCGGGUGAGCCAGGCCACGUAGCCGCCCUCGUGGCCAAGCGCAGUGAACCAAGGCGGACUGCGUGAACGGGGUGUCCUUCUGCUCAUCCCGUCACUCCACGCGUUCCCCCACAUUGAGGAGUGGACGUCUUACAUCUCCUCGAUGUUUAUUCAGGGUCUGGACCAACGCGAAGUCACCUGAGUCUGGGGCCUCUCUGGAGUCAUUUAAGAGACAGGUGAAGAAUCAUGGGAAGGGUAGGAAUAUGGGCAAGUUCAACGGGACUAGGAGCUGUUGGAAGGUUUCCAUUGCGCAUUCCAGGAAUGGAGCGGGGUGCGGGCUGCAGCCCUCAGCAGGGAGCAUACACAGCCUUGGCGGAGUCAGGAAGGAAGCUCUACUUAUCAGAAAUGCCAUGGUCGCAAGGAUUCUGGUUUAGAUUCCUUCGCUAUAGUUUCUUAAUAGCAUAUGGAUUCACAUACAGUAAAUAUAUCCCCUUCAGGUUUCAGAGUUUUAUAAUAUAUAUAUAGAUAUAGAUGUAUGAAAUCAAUCAUGUGCUCCAGUUAAGACAGUCCUUUAUUUCCUGAAGCAUUGCAUUGUUUUGACGAAGCACAAUUAGAAGACAAGUUUUUUAGAGCAUUUUAUAAACCUUGUAUAGAAAUCUUUUACCAGAACCUGUGCAUUAAGGGAAAAAGCAAGGAUACCUUUUACAAUCUGUGAACAAGAUUUUUCUCUUGGUCAUAUUUCACAGAGGUUCUGUAGAUGAAAUGUUACCCCCAAAUUCAUUGGCAGCUCAAAGUACUUAUGGCAGAAGUACUGCCAGGAAUAAAUCUCCCAAAAGUCACAGCAAUGGGGGCUAUUUUUAUGUCUACACUGUUGUGAAAUAUACAAUGAAAAUAAGUUUCCUACAAAGGGCAAAUUGAAACCUUUCCCACUGGUCCUUAUGAACAAUGGAAUCACACUUUCUGAUUUUGUCUGCAGCUGUUAAAUGCUGUUCUCAGAAAGUUGGCUUGCUUUAUUUCUAACCCCUGAUGGAAGCUAAGGGGUUAUUACCAAAAGGAGGCAGCCAUAUAUGCCUUUUAAAGGCUUGGUCCCAAGUCCUUUGUGAAGCCAUGGAGUAAAAUCUGAUCCAUUGCUCUAAUGGAGCAUUGAGUUUUAAGUGUAAUCGCAAUACACAUCACCACUCAACUGUUGGUACUUCCCAGAACUGAAAGGACUAGUUGUACUUUGAGGCCAACACUGGUUUCUGGUGUAUAUUCUCCAUACAAGAUAAUUAUGAACUGCCCUUUUUUUCUGUUAGUGGAGAAAAAAAAUUAGACCCGGAAAUUUUAUGUUUGCUUUUCUCUUUUUUUCAAUUUUGAAGAAGAGUUUUUGUCUUUGUGUUUGACAUGACCCAGCUUUUCCCCCAAGAAUAUGUUUUGAAAUUAGAAUAUGUCAUUUAGAAUGUGUCAUUUAGAAUAUGUCAUUCAAAUGCUAUUUUGAAAAUAGAAUUUGAGUGUUUGUUCAAAUCAUGUUCAAUGGUGGUGCUUCUCUCCUAUCAUAGGGUUGAGAUCGUUACACGUAUGUAGCAUGAAUUCCAAGUAGAAGGCUAGUGAUGGAUAAGUAGCACUGUAAGACUAUCUAAAUGAAAAAACAAUGAUGGAAACUUAACCUGAAUUUUAACACAACAAACCUCUAACUCCUGUAAAGAAAGUGUAGAAUUAAAAAUACUCCUCAUGCUUUUCCAUAUCUCUUAAAGUCAGCCUCCUCAUCCACCUUCCACCCCAUCCCAUCCAAGACAAGAGAUGAACAAAGUAAUAGAAAGUACAAGCAAUAAGACUAGAUAACACUUCAUGUUUUUAGGAUGAACCAAAUGCUUGGAAACUGACUCCGACUGUAUUUGUUUCUGAGUUUUCCAGUAGCCGUAGGCAUCUGAGGUGAUCUUUUUCUGGUCUUUAUUAAAAUUUACCUGUAUAUACAAAUGCCAUAGGAUAUAAUGUUUAACAGUUUGGAGACAUUUUUUUUUUUGGACCACAGUGAAAUACAAUUACAAAGUUGUUUGUGAUUGGGUUUGAAAACAUAUUUUAUGAAAACUCUUUUAGUAAAUGUGUCUUCAUGAUGAUAGAUCAUAAAAGAAUAAAGUCUGGUCCCCCGGACAGUGGUGGGAGAGACUGCAGGUGCUGAAAAGUUCCAGUAUCCCUCUGCCUGGCUUGGCAAGUUCCACUCUGUUUACUAUGAGUGACAAAUAGACCCCCUCCGGAGUCCUUUUGAGAUUUCCUGUAUGCCACAGUUUUUGCUUAAGAGGGAGAGAGCUGAGGAUUCAGCACAUGUGAUGCAAGGAGGGCACAGUGAAAAGUCUCAUGGCAAAUGCAACCCAUGGAAUGUUAGAGCCAAAGCUUUCACUGCUCAACUGAGAUGGUCCCCAGGUGGAAGUUGCAGGAAUGAAUCUCUCCCAGGUUUCACACCUGGGGAAGUGAAGAGACAGUCGAGUGGAGGACAUCACAGUGAAAACUCGUACGAUUUAAUUAACUGGAGCCAAAGUACAAUCAUUAGAGUAGAAUGAGUUUAUAGAGGCCCCAAGAGAAAGGGGGUAUAUUUUAUAUAGUUUGAUAAUGGAGAAGUACUAAUAGAGAGGCUCCUGAUCUGCAGAGCCCCUCAUCCCUCCCAAUAGAAAUAAGACAGUUCUGGCUCCAGAAGUCUCCAUAGUAAGUGGGACGUAACCAGGAAGCCCAGGAGAAGCUGGAUAUGUCCUUAAGUUUGCUCUGGGGGCCACUGCUGUGAGGGAUGAAAUAUCACUGACCACUUUCUUAUACCUGUUUUGGCAGAAAUAUUUAUUCCUUGGUUAUAGAGGUGACAAAGAACAUAGUCUACUUCUAUCAGAAUUCUGAUAGGUUUUGAAAUCAGAACUUAACUAGGAAUUAGUGAGUGAACUUCUAGCUGAAAUGGGAAGAAUAAAUGUUGGCUAAAGUCACAAGUGUCUUGCUUGUCUUAUACUCAUUGCUUUGAGUUUGGGGGGGAGGGUGCUGUUGGGGCUGGACUGAGCUACCAGGGCGAGCCUAUAUAUACUGUACUGUACUAUGGACAGGAACAUAGGGACCCAUGAAAAUGAGCGAGAUUUCUCGUAUGUCUUGACCGGUUUGGAUGAAGCUGAACAUUUUCCCCCUUAAAGCUGUCUUCAGAAAAAUAAUUUCAGUAUAUUGAAAAGAGCAGUUUUCCUUUUCUCACAGAAGCCUGGCUGGUCUUUGACAUGCAGAUCUUCGGUGUUAGCCAGGCCUGACCUUUGAGAUUGCAAAAUGCAGGUUCUGGCCCAGCCUAGUCUUUGGGAUAUAGAUUCCAGGUGCCUGCCCAGUUUGUAUUUGAAGUGUAGAUUUCAGGUGGCAGCCCAGCCUAGUCUUUGGGAUGUAAAUCCAGGUGCCUGUAGCCCAAGAAAGGUUUCAGUUCUGGUUUUGUAUCUUUUCUGGUUCAGUUCUGUAUCUUCCCCCCCUCCCCCAGGCUACAGGCCUACUGGUACAAGGAAACAAUAUGUUUCCGCUGUCUCAAUGUUCUUCCUGUAACUUCUUUUGAUGCCUUUGGUGACAUCACUGUAUUGCGACAUUUAGAGGUACCAUGAUCAAUAAAAGGAGAUCACAGGGCUCUCUACCUUUGCCAAGAGCCAGAGAGAGCCUUGGUCCUCCAUGAAACACAUUUCUUCCAAGUUCCUGAUCUCAGCGCCUCUGACCGCACAAACAUUCAUGCAACAGGGUGCCGUCUUGAUUUGUAAGAAAGACUGAAAAGAUGAGGGACAUGAAAGGUCUAAUGGUUUAUUGCAUCUUUUAUAUUUGUUUAAAAUUAAGUAGACUAAUUUCUGCUUACAGCCAGAAGUGGGAAUGUUUUUCAGAAAUUGUACUGUUGGUAACACCCUUUGGAUCUCUGACUCUCCUGAGGAGCUGAUCAAGAAGAGGAAAGCUGGCUUCACCGCCUUGUGGUUUUCAGUCUUUAUAAAUAGUAGUGCCUUUCAGAGGGGAAGAUAGGGAAUAAAGAAGCUCAUUGUACUUAGGUUUAUCGAUAUCGCAGCAUUUACCCCCUUUAUUUUAAAAUAUCGUUUAAACAUCUGAAUAUAGGGUGAGCCCAUUAGGCUGAAAUUCUUGAGUUUCAGCCUCGGCUAUUCCUGCUUCCUUCUUUCUUACAAAAAGUCUGUUUUUUCCUGCUCCAAAUGUCUCCAUUGGUAAAAUGAGAGUCGGGGGAAAGAGAGGACAUUAAUCUCAUAGGAAUUUAAUGAUGAUAUCUAGAAAAUCUUUGAUUUUUUAAAGUGCUACACACUGCCAGUGCUAAAGAUUUUAUUGAUGAUAACUUUGAACAUUCCAAGUUUUUUCAAUAUUUGUGUCUUUUGAUACCAUUUGCAAACUCAUGAGAUUAAAAUUUCAUAAAAGUAUCUAAAUUGGGGGUACUCAGUGCUCUAUGUCUAAAUGUUAUUUGGUCUUUGCCUGUAAUUUCAAUCACUAAAAAACUUGUCUACAGACAAAGGUUAGGAGAGCUGUUGGAGUCUUAUGUCAAAAACCUGUUUUCUCCAGUAUUUUUGGUGGCAGACACAAAAGGUAAAAUGCCCUCCAAAGGGGCUGGAGGGAUAGGACAAUAGGCAGGGUGCUUGUCUUGCAUGCAGCAGACCUGGAUUCAACCCCUAGAACUCCAUACAGUCCCUGAACCCUCCAGGAUUAUUCCUGAGCACAGAGCCAGGGGAAAGCCCAGAACAUGAGCUAGUGUGUGCCCUCCCUCCCUCCACCUACCCCCCAAUUAGAUUCCCUCCAAAGUAAAAUGACAUCUCCCUUCUCAAGCUUCAUGCCCAGGUAAAAUUUACUGAAAUGAACCCAAGCAGGCACUUUUCUCAUGGGAAGGCAGUAAUGGGAAGAAAAUAUCUUCUGAUAAAACAAAUUUUCAGAGUCUCACAGGCAUCUCUUAUAAGAGACCAAUUGAAUGUUUGGGUGGGAGUAGAAAGAAUGGAAACGUUAGUUUGAGGAGGGGGCCUCCCCUGCAUGGUUUGUAGAUGACGAGAUAUUUUGGGAGUGUUUGCUGAGUAUCUGUUAUUCAGUGCCUGUGAGCUCAUUUUCACUUUUUGCUUACCUGUGUGGUAAAGUGCAGACAUUUAGAUUUGUGAGACUAUAAGGGAGCAACCAUCUUAUAAGCUAAAUGUGGUCACUAAAACUUCAUCCCAUAAAUUUGAUAGAGAAGGGAAGGUCUCCGUAGUUUGGCAAACAUGCUAGCUCACCACAUCCUGUUUAGCUUUGAGAAAUGUGGAGUGUAUCAAUUCCUUUUUCCCCUGUAAAGUGUAUCUGUGGUGUCUGUGUUUGGCAAACACAGUAGGGGUGCUUUCAGGGAAUUCAUUCACACCACGUUUUUUUUUUUUUAUUAACUAUUUAAAGUCUAUAAAUCAUUUGCAAUAGAGUAAUGACGCUCACACAUACCCCAGCAAGAAAAGGGAAGCAACCAGGUUAUUAUUUAUUUUCUUAAAAGAAAGGCACUGCAUUGUUUUGUUAAUUUUAGAGGGUUAAAAAGGGCUAAAAAGUGUCCAUAGCACUAGACAUUUUUAAUAUAAAACAUUAUUCAUGUGAUAAAUUUAUACAGAAACAGUAGAAUUCAGAAAUAUCAUAGGCCAUAUUUUCUAUGAAAAGCAUUUUUCCUCAUUUUUGGUAUAUAGGGAGAAGCAAGAGCAAUUUCUUAAGACAAUGUUUAAUCCUUAAGAGACAUUUACAGGAAGCUAAUAUUAAUACUUGUAAGCUAUUUCCCUGUCAGCUUGUUUGCUAGGAAAUUUUAAAAUGUAGUCAGAUUUAGUUUUUAUGCAGAUGUUGAAGGUUCACAUUGCUUCGUAUAAAGUUAUUUUAAAUGAUGGAGAUAGCUGAGAAAGGGACAGUGGUGGAACGAGUCCAGAUACUCCUCAGAGUCCUGACUUCUGGGACUAUAUUUAAGCAAGCUAAUAUGCUAGGUCAGGAAUAGCUAGUUUAACAGUUCCUCCCAUGCCUAAUUUCCAUUAUGAACUCACAUCCUCGAGUACUGGGGCUGUUGCCUUGAUCUCACCGGCUCUGAUUAUGAAUUUGAAGUUAAACAGAACAUACAUCUUCUAACUUAAGCCAUAUCUAUCAUCUCUGUUUGGUUAGACCCUGGUGCUUUCUGUUUCUGCCAAACUUUAGCCUAUUCUAUGGGGAUGGUGAGUAAACAUAGCAUUUAGGAGACAUGUUAAGACUGUGAAAAAAAAAUAAAAGAAAUAUACUUACUCUUCAGAGUGAGAUCCUAGUCAGAGAACAUAGUGAUCAAAGUGCAAACUGUUGGAAAAUAUGGAUAUAUGUACAUCUGUACAUGUAUAUAGUGUAUAAUAUGUAUGUAUAUGUUCUUGCUCAUAUGCAGAAAUCUAUCCAUUUGAAGACAGCCCAGGUGGGUCCAAUUUUUUUUUUUUACUGGAUAACCAGUUAGGGCCAUUCAAAACCAUUAGGACUAACUUGUGGAGAACGAAUCUACACAUAUGGGAACCAAUUUACUCUCUUUUGAAGUCCAUAGAAACAAAUGAGCAAAGCCUGAAAUGUAAUGGAAUCAUUAUUCCAGUCAUCUCCUUUACCUGGAGUCAUUAGUAUCUCUAUAUCUGAAUUAGUAGUUGGUUUACAUACUGUACUAGCACCUCUUGAUUUUUACUGACACCUUCUUCCUUCUCCCUAAGUCAUUUUGAGAGUUUGAAGUGGGCUUCUCUGGCCAUUUAGAUCAAAGGCCUUAUUCAUAAGUGGACAGGUUUCCCCAUAGGGACCAUUACACGUAUACAUAUAAUACGUACUUCCAUCAGGCUUGUAAUAAUUGAUUUAAAAUCACUCCACAGUAUUGAUAAAUAGCUCUAUAUUUUCAAGGUGCAGAAGAAUUCCACAGCCUUAAUUAUUUCAGUGUCUUGCUGGUCUGCCUUAAGUGUAUCUUUUUGGGUUUUUUUUUUUGGUUGUCUUAUUUUUUAAAAAUUUUCUGCAGUUAUUCAUUUUGUAUGCACAUGUUGUUUUAUAAAGGUAGCUUGUAAAUAUUUUAUUUGAAAGUCAAAAUCACUCAUGUGUAAUGUAAAGUGAUGACCUACUGUCUUGUUAUUAUUACAGUAAAUGUUGUAAGUUAUGGAUGAAACUUCAAAAUGUACAUCUCACAAGUUAUGCAUUCCUAUAAAUAUACUAUAUUAAAGAUAUUG
Sorex araneus (European shrew) is the source of this 16328-nucleotide messenger RNA. It is a transcript of the gene KALRN, whose product is annotated as kalirin RhoGEF kinase. Gene Ontology annotation, biological process: protein phosphorylation; intracellular signal transduction; axon guidance. Bases 158 to 9217 code for a protein of 3019 amino acids. Gene Ontology annotation, cellular component: cytoplasm; postsynaptic density. The record is from RefSeq and is a predicted model, not a curated record. NCBI's taxonomy places the organism in Eukaryota, Metazoa, Chordata, Mammalia, Eulipotyphla, Soricidae. The transcript has 61 exons. Gene Ontology annotation, molecular function: protein kinase activity; protein binding; guanyl-nucleotide exchange factor activity.